AUGUCGUCUGUGAGCCAAGCCCGCGGGCGUCUGCCGACGCUCACUGCCGCCGAAGUGGAGGCGCUCGCGUCGCAGCUACCAUUGCGACCGCUAGCCAUGGGGCGGCGUCUCGAGCCCGCAGCUCCGCGACGCUCGCGACGCACGGCGGCGCACCAAGCGUCGGAGCGCGCGCCCGUGGUGUCGCGGCGGAUGCGGCGGAUACACAACGAGGCGCUGCUUGCGCUUUCGGCGGCCCAGCAAGAGGCGCUGGCCGGGAGCUCUGCGGGCGAGACGCGCGAGCUGUUCGAGAUGUCGUGGCGUUCGGCGUGGGAGACGCUCGGGGAGAGCAAGGAGCAGCGCAAGGCGUGGGGGCGGUUCGUUGAGAUGGACGAGGGCGCGCAGCGCGAGGUGAUGGAGGGCGGCAAGAGAGAACGACGCGGCCCUCCCGGGGUGGACGGCAGGCUUCGCGAGUUGGCGAAGAGCCGGGAGGGCCUGGUGCGCAGCAUAGUGGACAGGGUGGAGGAGCAGGUGGUCGGGCUUCCGCCGGGCGGCAGUGUGGUGGUGCGCAUGGAGGACGCCGUGGGAAGACUGGUGGUGCACGGGGUGGCUGAGUUUCAUCGGCUGGCGCAUCGCAGCAUCGGCACGGGCAGGGAUAGAGUUACCGUGAUACGCAAGGACUGGAGGGGAGGGGAGGGCCGCGGGGGGCGCAGGCUUAUGGACGUGCUCGCGUGAGGUGGGCUUUCUGACGGCUCGCGGUAAAGUUUUUUCGCGACCGGGCGUUU
Messenger RNA from Chondrus crispus (carragheen), 761 nucleotides. RefSeq lists its product as hypothetical. Bases 1 to 711 code for a protein of 236 amino acids. The record is from RefSeq and is a predicted model, not a curated record. Gene Ontology annotation, molecular function: nucleic acid binding. The transcript is spliced from 2 exons. Lineage: Eukaryota; Rhodophyta; Florideophyceae; Gigartinales; Gigartinaceae.